Messenger RNA from Syngnathus typhle (broad-nosed pipefish), 3196 nucleotides. RefSeq names its product spectrin repeat containing, nuclear envelope family member 3 (gene syne3). The record is from RefSeq and is a predicted model, not a curated record. Gene Ontology annotation, cellular component: meiotic nuclear membrane microtubule tethering complex; cytoplasm; nuclear outer membrane. Gene Ontology annotation, molecular function: actin filament binding. Lineage: Eukaryota; Metazoa; Chordata; Actinopteri; Syngnathiformes; Syngnathidae. The transcript is spliced from 15 exons. The coding region runs from base 164 to 2875 and encodes 903 amino acids. Gene Ontology annotation, biological process: nuclear migration.
CCAGCCCAGGGCUGGGCAGGCCGGGCGCGCGCGCGCGCGAGCCAGCGACUUCCUUCCUGUCUGCUCUCCUCCAACUUGACUGACUCCAACCACAACACAACUGGGUCGAUUUGCGCGUUGUUGUCCCCCGAUGAGCAAAGCAUUGCCUGAAACCUGAACGGUCAUGACUGAGCAGGAGGAGCGCACGUUCACGGACAGACUGGAAGCGGCACUCUCUUGGAUGAAGGCUGUCCAGGAGAGGCUGAGGGCAAACGAUAAUACCCAAGGGCCCCGCAAUGCUCUAGAAGCCAGACUCAGAGAGACCGAGAAAAUUCACCAAUCAGAGCACGAUGGUCGUGUGAAGAUGGAGAUGGCGCUGGUCGCAGCGGAGCGUCUUCUGGAGACGGGGGAGGAAGGAGUGAAGAGCCACAUCCACGCUAAGCUCAAAGAAUUAAAAAGUUGUUGGGAGGAAACGUGCACCUACAUCAUUCACGUCCACAGUCGGAUCGAGUGGGUGUGGCUCCAUUGGAGUGAGUAUUUGAAGGCCCUCCGGGAGUUUGAGUCGUGGCGAGCCAAGCAGCAGUGCCGCUUGGAUGUCGGCGUGCCCUUGCAAGUGGGAUUGAAGGAAAAGCUGUGGCAAGCGGACCAACAGAGAGUGGCGCUGAGCGACGUCCACGCCCAGGCAGCUCUGAUCAAGAGGCUGCUGGACGAAGCCGCCGUGCUGCACGACAGAACCCGAGACUCCAGCGUGGACUCCCGAGCUCGGGAGGGACUGCAGCAGGCGUACGACCACCUCAAGGACAAGGUGGAGGAUCGCCUAGCGCUGCUUCAGGGAAUAGCCGAGGAGCACCGGACUUACCGAGGCAGUGUUGAGCGCUUUCAGUCAUGGCUGCUGUCCAAGACCAAGGAGCUGACAGAUCUUAUGGAGAAAGAGGACACGUCAGAGAACAAGAUCCAAGCUUUAAAAGCCCUGGACGACAUGGUAGCCAGUGAGGAAAAAGCUCUGCAGCAUAUAGAGGCUGCGGCUGAAGGCGUCAGAGUCCAGACGUGCCCCGCUGGAGCGGAGCUGGUUGUAGACGAGGCUGAAGAGCUCAGGCUUGGUUGGCAGAGACUGAGGCAAGGCCUGUGUGAGGUUGAGGAGGGUCUGCGCUCCGCAUUGGAUACGCACGACGACUACUCGGAAAGAUGCAGGCGACUGCAAGACGACGUGGGAAGCCUCCGGACACGACUCCGGGAGCUAGAGCGGGAACUGGAGGACCCUCGUGGGGCUGAGUUUAGCGAAGAGCAGAUGAUGGACCAGUGGAGAAGAUACACGGACGCGAGAGAGGCUCUGGCGGCGGAGGAGUCCCAAGUGGAACGUCUAAAGUCGCAGCUCAAGGAACUGUUCGGGUUCUCGGAGGACUCCCGUCACAUUUCCGACGAUGUCCUCGCUGUGGUCAGAGAACAUCAGAGCGUGAAAUGCAAAGCGGCCAAAUUGUGCUCUGAGUCAGAGUGCGGCUUGAGAAAGACGCUGGAGGACACCCUGCUUUUCUUUGCGCGCUGGAGAGAUAUGGUCUCUCAGGUUGUGGAGGCAUCGGCUGAGGUCACAGACUUGUCACACAUUGUUCUACUGCUCCAGAAUAUUGAGCGGCUGGUGAAGGACAGUAUCCAGCUGCAGGAGCGUUUGAAUCAGCUCCAAACGAGGGGGGACCGGCUACAAUCUCUGUUUGAUCCCAAACGGUCCGAUGCUCUGCGCAGUGAGCUGAGUUCUGCAGCGAGGAACAGAGAACUACUGCACGAUCAGCUUAUACAGAGAAAGGGAAGACUGGAGGCUUUCAUCUCAAGCGCAAAGGACUUUGAAGAGGCCUCCGUUGUGAUUGGCUCCAAGUUGAGCAGUCUCAGAGAUGCGAUGACGGCAACCGUUGGGCUCCAGCCUGACAUCCUGGCAAAGAAAAGUCAGUCCCAGCAGUUCAGGACACAAUUAACCCUGAGCGAGGAGGUGGACAGUGGAUCCUUUGGUCAAACUGAAGACUUAGCCGUACUGCCUGGACUACUGCAGGGUAAUCCUCUCAAAGUAUCAGGAAAAGGGAUGGGCAGCCACACUUUCUGUGCUGAAGAUGGAGAGGAUUUGUCCAUGUUGAGUCUAGCAGGUCAGCAUCAGCAGCAUCAGCAGCAGCAGCCUCUUGCUGAAGACUCUACAGUGGAUGCAAAUGUUAACAGUGACACAGCAAGCAGAAGAGCACUUUGGCCUGCUAGUGAUGAGGAAAGCCCAGAAGAAAGGGCUCUGGGCCAAGGUGAAGGAGCUUUCAGGCUUUUCACACAGCAUCCAACCAAGCAGCAAGCUAGCACAAUGAUGGAUGAAGUGGAAUUUGAGUACAAAAGGAUAGAGUUUGAGGCUUGGCUCUGCAAAGAAAAUGAGCUGCUUUCAGGGAUCCUUAACAGCAAGGGAGCGACACUCAAGGGCAACCAACUCAAGAUACAACAGGAAACAUUAAACGCCCUGAGGUCAAGGGUAACCUGGGGUCAGGAGCACUUCCGACUUUUACUUCAAGGAAGUGCAAUGAGUAAGAGUGGAUCAGGUUCCGCAGCAGACGCAAGUCUAGAAGAACUUCGUUACCGCUGGAUGCUCUACAAGUCCAAGCUAAAGGCUGUUGUUGUCCCCCAGGCUAGGCUGGGCUCCAAGAAAAUCACCCACAAAUUGGGGAAACCUGCCACUGGACCAACGCUAUAUAAGAAACCUGGCUUGCUGCAGCGGGUGUGUCGACUGGCUCUUCCUCUCUGGCUCCUCUUCCUGGCUUUACUGCUGCUGGCCUUUCUCCUGCCCCUUGUGGACAAAGGCGACAGCUGCUCCAUCGCCAACAACUUUGCAAGAUCUUUCAGUGUUAUGCUGCGCUACUCUGGACCACCGCCUACAUAGACACGCAACCCAUCGCACUUUCACAUUCUUGUCUCACGGCUCCAGUUCCAAGAGAUCCAAAAGCAUAUUUCAAUGAACAUUUGAAAAGCAUAUUAUGUUCACUAUUUACACACAUAUCAGCCAAAUGCCUUAUACAGUUGCUACUUGUUAGCCAACAAUAAAGUUGCUAAUAUUAACCAUAUAAAACAAAAUACUGUUUAAUCCUCAUUUUAAUCUCAUUCUUAUUUUCUCUGUGGGCAUUUUUCUUGCACAAAGCAUGACCUUGAAAAAGAAUUAAGAACCGACCGAUAUUAAAAACGUAUAUUAAAGUAAAAAAAAAGU